Molecule: messenger RNA, 1347 nt
Organism: Lottia gigantea (owl limpet)
Lineage: Eukaryota; Metazoa; Mollusca; Gastropoda; Lottiidae
Exons: 3
Biological process (GO): protein peptidyl-prolyl isomerization
Cellular component (GO): nucleus
Molecular function (GO): RNA binding; peptidyl-prolyl cis-trans isomerase activity
Source: RefSeq, a predicted model, not a curated record
AUGUCGGUUUUAGUCGAAACAUCUCUUGGGUCCAUAACUAUUGACCUGUUUACUGAUGAAAGGCCCAGAUGUUGUCAAAAUUUUCUGAAACUGUGCAAAGUCAAAUACUACAAUUUUUGUUUGUUUCAUUCCGUCCAAAGUAAUCUGGUUGCACAAACUGGUGAUCCGACAGCGACCGGCAAGGGAGGUUCGUCAGUGUUUGCACUCAUUUAUGGUGAACAAGCAAGAUAUUUUGAAAUGGAAACAAAUCCAAGAAUUAAGCACAAGAAACAGGGAUUAAUUUCUAUGGUAAAUAAUGGUGAUGGUAUGCAUGGUUCCCAAUUUUUCAUUACCCUGGGUGAUAAUUUGGACUAUCUGGACAAUGUACAUACAGUAUUUGGAGAGGUUGCUGAGGGAUUUGAUGUCUUAAAGAAAUUAAAUGAGGCUUAUUGUGAUGCUGAACACAGACCAUACAGAGAUAUUAGAAUAUACCAUACCAUUAUUCUUGAUGAUCCUUACGAUGACCCUCCAGAUUUAGUAAUACCAUCAAGAUCUCCAGAACCUACAGAAGAAAUGUUAAAGAGUGAUAGGAUAGGUGCUGAUGAAGAAAUUGAUGACACUAAGGGUAAAACAGAAGAUGAAAUUCGAGAAAUGCUGGAACAGAAAGAAGCUCAAGCUAAUGCUCAGAUAUUAGAAAUGGUGGGAGAUUUACCAGCGGCUGAAGUUAAUCCAGAUGAUAAUGUUUUAUUUGUUUGUAAAUUAAAUCCAGUCACCACAGCUGAGGAUUUAGAAAUGAUUUUCUCUCGAUUUGGUAAAAUAAAUAGUUGUGAGGUUAUUAAAGACCAAAAGACAGGAGAAUCAUUACAGUAUGCCUUUAUUGAAUUUGAUGAGACCAAUUCAUGUGAAAACGCUUAUUUUAAAAUGGACAAUGUACUUAUUGAUGAUCGGAGAAUUCAUGUUGAUUUCAGUCAGUCUGUCUCUAAAUUGAGAAAAUCAGGAAAACUAGGUGAACUCAACAAAUCAAAGGAUGACUUUAGAUCUAAAUAUUCUGUCAAAGACCAGUCUCGAAAAAGUCAUGGAUAUGAUUUAGUGUUUGAUAAUGAUGAUAAUGAAGAGAGUAAGAAACAUAAACAUUCAAAAAAGUCUAAGAAACAUAAAACAAAAGACAGUGAUUCAGAUUCAGAAAGUGAGAGGAGAAAGCAUAAAAAGAAGUCAAAGCACAAGGAAAAAGAAAGGCGCCGUUCCAGAUCAGUGGACAGAGAUACCAAAUAUAAAAGGCAGCGUUCACUAUCUCCAAGACAGAGAUCUAACCAAUAUGAACGUAAUGAUAAAUAUAAAAGUGAACGUAGAAGAAGUCGAGACAGAAAU